Molecule: messenger RNA, 1878 nt
Organism: Salvelinus sp. IW2-2015
Lineage: Eukaryota; Metazoa; Chordata; Actinopteri; Salmoniformes; Salmonidae
Product: alpha-N-acetylneuraminate alpha-2,8-sialyltransferase ST8SIA3-like
Biological process (GO): oligosaccharide metabolic process; N-glycan processing
Molecular function (GO): alpha-N-acetylneuraminate alpha-2,8-sialyltransferase activity
Source: RefSeq, a predicted model, not a curated record
CUAUUUUGACAAAAGCUGUAUCCCUUCUAGCCAACACCGAGCAGGACCGAUGCACCGGGAGAAUGAGAACCGCCCUGAGCCAAGAGACAGAGACAUACCUUCAAAACAAGAACCAUUUCAGAUGCCGCCUGCCGCUACCUCUUUCAGCUUCUAUCUGACCGACUCUAGGUAUAAAAUAAAAUAUGGCAGGCCAGCCAUGUCACUUCUCCUCCGCUGAAUAGCAACAUAGCUGUCCUUGUCGUUGCACAGACGGGAAUGUCAACUCGGGAAGAUGGUCCGCAUAGCGAGCGUCCUGGGGUUGGUGAUGCUCAGUGUUGCUCUGCUCAUACUCUCAUUGAUCAGCUACGUGUCAAUAAAGAAAGAUUUUCUCUUCACGACCCCCAAAUACGCAAGUUCAGGGGGUUCUCGGAUGUAUAUGUUUCAUACCGGAUUUCGGUCUCAGCUGGCCAUGAAGUACCUGGACCCUGCCUUCACCCCUCUGACCAGAGCCCUGAAUGAGAUCCUCCGGGAGAACACCUCCAAAUGGCGCUAUAACAGAACGGCAUUCACAGAACAUAGAAAAGAGAUCUCUCAACACAUCGACAUCGCCCACAACUUCACCCUGACCCGGAGCAGCGUGCGCGUGGGUCAGCUGAUGCACUACGACUACUCCAGCCACAAGUACGUCUUCUCUAUCGGAGAGAACUUCAAGUCCCUGCUUCCCGAGGCCUCCCCCAUCAUCAACAAGCACUAUAAUGUGUGUGCCGUGGUGGGGAACAGCGGCGUCCUCACAGGGAGUCGCUGUGGUCCCGAGAUCGAGAAGUUUGACUUCGUCUUCCGCUGCAACUUCGCUCCCACGGAGAUCUUCCACCGGGACGUGGGGCGGAGGACCAACCUCACGACCUUUAACCCCAGCAUCCUGGAGAAAUACUACAACAACCUGCUGACCCUCCAGGACAGGAACAACUUCUUCCUGAGUCUGAAGAAGCUGGACAGGGCCAUACUCUGGAUCCCUGCCUUCUUCUUCCAUACCUCGGCCACGGUGACCAGGACACUGGUCGACUUCUUUGUGGAGCACAGAGGACAGCUGAAGGUUCAGCUAGCCUGGCCUGGCAACAUCAUGCAGUACAUAAACCGAUACUGGAAGACCAAGCAGCUGUCACCGAAGCGUCUGAGCACGGGGAUCCUCAUGUACACUCUGGCCUCGUCCAUGUGUGAGGAGAUCCACCUGUACGGCUUCUGGCCCUUUGGCUGGGACCCCAACACGGGCAAGGAGCUGCCCUAUCACUAUUACGACAAGAAGGGUACCAAGUUCACCACCAAGUGGCAGGAGUCCCACCAGCUGCCAGCAGAGUUCAAACUACUCUAUAAAAUGCACACAGAGGGACUUAUCAAACUAACUCUCUCACAUUGUGCCUAGACCUGACUCGACUGGACCGAACCAGACUGGACCGGACCGAUCUGGACUGGACUUGACUGAACCGGACUGUACAUGGACUAGAUCAGACUAAAAGGCUAAAUCUGGCACAUUAAGUCAUUUUCUGGUUGUAAACUGGUUUUCUGAUUUAAGAAGGUGUUAAAUAACCAGAUUACAACCAAUUGGUCGCUGUUACUCUACAGCCAGGUAUGAAGGUCUUUUUAAUGACGACAUCAAGCAAUAAAGGAGAAAGACGUUAUAUUUUGGUUGUUAUCUGGUUAGAUAACCAGAACCAGAUCACAACUAUAUAAAGACGUAUUUUUCUGGUUGUAAAAAGACAUAAGCAUAACGUCAUUAUACAAUCAGUAUAUAGUACAACCUGACCAUCAGAAAACAUGUCAUUGCAACCAGUUUUUCUAUGCUACAGCGGCUAUGCUACAGCGGCUAUGCUACAGCUGCUAUACUACAGCGGCUAUACUACA